Perca flavescens (yellow perch) is the source of this 2654-nucleotide messenger RNA. RefSeq names its product zinc finger and BTB domain containing 22b (gene zbtb22b). The transcript has 6 exons. Gene Ontology annotation, molecular function: protein binding; RNA polymerase II cis-regulatory region sequence-specific DNA binding; DNA-binding transcription factor activity, RNA polymerase II-specific. Gene Ontology annotation, biological process: regulation of transcription by RNA polymerase II. NCBI's taxonomy places the organism in Eukaryota, Metazoa, Chordata, Actinopteri, Perciformes, Percidae. Bases 147 to 2423 code for a protein of 758 amino acids. The record is from RefSeq and is a predicted model, not a curated record.
GUCUGCCGCUGCAGAACCGAUCAGAUGGGGAGAACAUUCUCUAAAAAUGGUCCCCAAACUUAAGGGCCUGCAGAAACGGGCAGGACACACUGCCGUCAGCUCGGACAGAGACGGUACUUCUGAAAGCUGCAGUGUCAACUAAAGAGAUGCAGUCCCUGCCCAUGGAAGUGGGAAGCAGCAGCAGCAGCAGCAGCAGCUCUGCUCCCAGCGACACAUCUGGCCCGGUGGUGCAGGUGUGCUUCCCCAGCGCUCAGGCCUCGGUGCUGGACAGCCUCAACCGGCAGAGGGAAGACGGCCGGCUAUGUGACCUCUCCAUCCACGUCCAGGGACAAGUGUUCAAGGCCCACCGCUGCGUCCUGGCCGCCUCCUCGCCCUACUUCCACGACCAGGUACUCCUGAAGAACAUGUCCACGGUCUCCAUCCCGGCGCUGAUGGACCCGCUGGCGUUUGAGAGCGUGCUGAGCUGCGCCUACACCGGUCAGCUCCGGAUGCUGCGCGAGGACAUCGUCAACUACCUCACGGUGGGCAGCGUCCUGCAGAUGUGGCACAUCGUGGACAAAUGCACCGAGCUGCUGAGGGAGGGCCGGGCUGCAGCGGGAGGAGGGGGCAGCGGCGGUAACGGAGCCGGAAGCGACGGUGAUGGGGUUGUCGGAGGAGGUCAGUCCCAGGUGGUGGGGUCCAACGAGCCCCAGCGUGGCCCCCAGCCCCCCAGCCGGCCCUCGGUGAGCGAGAGCCAGUCCCCCAGCAGCACCAACUACUUCAGCCCCCGGGACGGGAGCGGCUUCGGGGGAAGCGGCGCGGCCGCAGCGGGGGCUUCGGCGGAUGGGGGCGGGGCUAGCAACACCCCCAGCUACUGCACCCCAUCAGGAGGGGAGGAAGCCUUCCUUAUCGAGGAAGAGGAGGAGGAAGUAGAGGAGGAAGAGGAGGAGGAGGUGCUGUACCAUCAGAGGAAGAGAGGAAGAGGAGGCGGCAGCGGGAGGAGGAAGAAAAUGAGCUCGGUGUCAGAACAGGAAGUCGGGGUCAGCGACAGCUUUGGCGUGUCUUCCUAUCAGGACGGGGAGGACUCUGCGUUGCCGCUGCUGAAGCGUCCCACCUACAGCCAGCCCAGCAUCAUGCCGCGCAAACAGUGGGUGGUGGUGAAAACCGAACGCAUGGAGGACGACGACCUCAUCGUAGUGUCCGGGGAGGAGGGAGGAGAGGACGAGGAGGACGAGGAGGAGAGGGAGAUGGAGCUGGCCAGAGAGAGGGAGAGGAGCGACUUCAACAUCUCCAACGUUAGGAGCCUUUCAGGCGACCUGGGGGGCCGAGCCGAGAACGACAUGGACUCACAGGUGGACUACUGCCAUUCUUCAGAAGACUACCUCAAGUUUGAAGGCAGUUUAAUGGACCAGACUUUAGCGCAGCACCUCCAUGACAGCGCAGCAGGUCAGAGCCAGAGCGCUAACCGCGCUGUCUCAGCGCUGCUGGGCCAGGUUCAGUCUGCGGCCUCGGCCCGGGCCCAGCUCUUCCCCCUGGACAUGCAGGGGAACCAGAUCCUCCUCUACAGCCAGGCAUCCGGACUCUCUCUGGACGCCGCCGCCGCCGCCCCUCCCCUGGGGAUGGCGGGCGCCAUGAUGGGGGGAGCCUCUUUCAAAGGUCCCAGCCUGGAGCACGGUGCGGUCCACCUGUCGGUCCAGGGCGGCUUGGGAGCUGACGGCAUGGACGGCGGGGGGAUUGGGGGUGGGAGUGGUGGCGGUAACAGCGCUGGGGGUUCUGGGAAAGUGUUCAUGUGCCACUGUGGUAAGACCUUUACCCACAAGAGCAUGAGGGACCGCCACAUUAACAUGCACCUGGACCUGAGGCCCUUCCACUGCCCCGUCUGCGCCAAGAAGUUCAAGAUGAAGCAUCACCUCACGGAGCACAUGAAGACGCACACGGGCCUCAAGCCGUACGACUGCCUGGGCUGCGGCAAGAAGUUCAUGUGGCGCGACAGCUUCAUGAGGCACCGCUCGCACUGCGAGAGGCGCGGCGGGCUGGGGGAGAGCGGAGAAGGCGGGAGCAGCGGCAGCGGCGGCGAGGGAGGGAGAAGGGGAGGAGGCGAGGAUGGGCCGGAUUUGAUUUCCUCCCCUCACCUCCUCCUGUCCGCAGGUGAGGGAGGACAUGGCGGUAUUCUGGGCGGGGGAGGGAGAGGAGGAGCGUCCGUUCCUUCUCCACAUCUCUCCGGCGCUGUCAUGUCGCCGCAGCACACCGGCGUCUCAGCCACGGGAAGCAGCAGCAGCAACAACAGUGUCAUCAACAGCAUGGCCGCCGCAGGGUCGCUUCUAGGAGUCGUCUCCCAGAGUCCCGGUCAGGGAUCUGGGAUGUUCGCUGGUCUAGGUUUAGGCCGAAGUGUGUGCGAUGAAGACGUGUGUGAAGUCAGUGCCAAUGACAGCAGCGUGACUUAAACCAGAAGUGUGUGUGUGUGUGUGUGUGUGUGUGUGUGUGUGUGUGUGUGUGUGUGUGUGUGUGUGUGUGUGUGUGUGUGUGUGUGUGUGUGUGUGUGUGUGUGUUCUGUCCAACGGGUGCCUCUUUCUCAGCAAAACAGUCGUGCUUCUCGUCCCUGCUGCUGUUUUUACAAUAAAGUAAACUCGGAAGAAGCUCUUGUAACUGCCAACACUCAGCAUUUCAAGCAGGAA